Bipolaris maydis ATCC 48331 is the source of this 543-nucleotide messenger RNA. The record is from RefSeq and is a predicted model, not a curated record. Lineage: Eukaryota; Fungi; Ascomycota; Dothideomycetes; Pleosporales; Pleosporaceae.
AUGUCCCGGGCGGCUCGUCGUCUGGUGCCACCAACACGUCGCGGCCAAUACGCGGCACGGUACAUUGACAUAGGACACAUGUCAAAACUCUGGCCGGCUCCCAACGCUCAAGUCUACCAAGCCCAAGUCCAGCUCACUGGCAAGCCUAGACCAUCCGGUGCACGCAACCCAAGCGAAGCCGAACCUCCAUCGCCGCCCGCCGCCCGCCGACCUCCCCGCGCCUGGCCAAUGCUCGCGCCUCCUCUGCCUAUGACGACCGAAUGGCCCACCUCCGAACCCACUCUCGUCUCCUCCAUUACCCCGCAGCCGCAGUCUACAUCACCUAGUAGGUACCGUACUUGCCAUACUGACCCGCUCCGCGUGAGCCGCCUGUGCCUAUGCCCAUGUCAUGCUUCUUUCAUGCUACCUGGUUUUGCGACCUGGCCCGGUCCUGGACUUGAUGCCCUUUGCGCAGGGCGAGAGAGGGGUAACUUGUUGCAAGACGUCAUGGGCCAUGGCUUCGUUGCUCCAGCUCCCCCCACAUCUUCGAUGGACAACACCUGA